Aspergillus eucalypticola CBS 122712 is the source of this 1629-nucleotide messenger RNA. RefSeq names its product acyl-CoA carboxylase subunit beta. The record is from RefSeq and is a predicted model, not a curated record. The transcript is spliced from 8 exons. Gene Ontology annotation, molecular function: ligase activity. Lineage: Eukaryota; Fungi; Ascomycota; Eurotiomycetes; Eurotiales; Aspergillaceae. The coding region runs from base 1 to 1629 and encodes 542 amino acids.
AUGGCAACUCAAUCCUCCUUCCCACCUCUCCAAUCCACACUUGACCUCAACAAUCCGCAAUAUCGGGCCAACCGGGAAACAUGGAAAACCGUCCUCGACAAAUUUGAAGAGGCUUUGGAACAGGUCUGUGCCGAGGGCAACGAUGCGUCUCUGGCACGACAUCAGAAACGGGGGCAAUUACUACCCCGCGAUCGCAUUUCCCUCUUGUUGGACCAGGACUCGCCCUUUCUGGAGAUCGGUGCCUUCGCCGGGUAUAGGAACCCCGAUUCAACGCCGUGUGCGAAUUUGAUUGCGGGGAUUGGGAAUGUCAGUGGCCAACCAUGUAUGCUCAUGUCACAUAUCCCGACCCAGAGCGGCGGGGCCUGGAACGAGAUGACAGUACUCAAAACGAAUCGAAUCAUGGAGAUUGCCUUUCAGAACGAUUUGCCGCUCAUUUCACUAGUACAAUCGGCCGGUGUCUUCCUCCCGCAGCAAUUUCGAGUCUUCCACAAAGGAGGCCAACUCUUUCGGGAUCUCGCCGUGCGUACCCAACAUGGCAAACCCUCCUGCGCGAUCGUCUUUGGCUCCUCGACUGCCGGAGGAGCCUAUCACCCCGCCCUCUCCGAUUACACCAUUUUUGUCGAGAACCAAGGGCAGGCGUUUCUGGCGGGACCGCCGCUGGUGAAAAUGGCGACCGGGGAGGUGAUCGAAGCGGAGGCGCUGGGCGGGGCGAGGGUACAUGCCACGACGACUGGGCUUGCAGAUCAGAUUGCGUCAGAUGAGCUGGAUGCAAUCCGUAAAGCCCGAGAGUGGGUAGCUACCCUGCACACCCCAUCACCUAAGACACUCGUCGACACCAUCGAGCCCCGACCCCCAAGAUACCCCGUUGACGACCUGCUGAGUCUGGUGAACCCCGAUAUUCGAAAGCCCUUCGAUAUGCGUGAGGUCCUCCUACGGUUGAUCGAUGACUCGCGACUGUCGGAAUUCAAGCCGGAAUACGGACGCAAUCUGAUUACGGGCUGGGCGCACUUCUACGGAAUCCAAGUUGGCAUCAUCGCCAACCAAAUCUCAGUAAUAAACCCAACCGAAGCCGCCAAAGGCGCGCAGUUCAUCCGCAUGUGCAACCAACUAGACACCCCCCUGCUCUUCCUUCACAACGUAACCGGCUUCAUGGUUGGCGCCAAAGCCGAACACGCUGGCAUCAUCCGCACCGGCGCGCAACUCGUGGCCGCCGUCUCCACCUCGACUGUCCCGCACAUCUCCAUCAUCCUGGGCGCCUCCUACGGCGCCGGAAACUACGCCAUGUGCGGCCGGGCCUACGGACCCCGGUUCCUGUUCACCUGGCCUAGUGGCCGGUGUAGCGUGAUGGGGCCAGAUCAGCUGUCCGGCGUGAUGGAGAGCGUGCAGCGGAGCAGCGCAGCAGCCAAGGGGAAGGUGCUGGAGCCGGAGGAGUUGCGGGCGCGGGUGGAGCGGUUUCGGGUGGGAGUGCAAACCGAUGCGGACUGUUAUGCAACGAGUGGGAGUUUGGUGGAUGAUGGGGUGAUUGAUCCUCGGGAUACAAGGGAUGUGGUGGGGAUGUGUUUGGAGGUUGUAGUAAGUGGCGCGGGGAUUAAAGGGGCGGGGGGGCAUCGGUUAUUGGCGAGGAUUUAG